UGAGCGGUUGUACCAGUUGCUGUGAGCGGUUGUACCAGUUGCUGUGAGCGGUUGUACCAGUUGCUGUGAGCGGUUGUACCAGUUGCUGUGAGCGGUUGUACCAGUUACUACGAGCGGUUAAACCGAUCACAUAGCCUCAUCUGCUUCACAAUCUGCUGGUUGAUUUACAAACUCGGAGAUAUGGCGCGGCUCAACGUUCAUUCUCCACUGGUGGCGUUGGUGAGCAUCUUUAUGGGUCUGACUUGUAGUGGUCACCACGCCCGGCCUCGACCUGCCAGACACUGGGAUGGUGAUGGUAGUGUGGGUGGCGUCGGUGCCCCUGGCGGUGACCCCCUCAACACUCCCACCUGGAAGGCACCAGUCACCUCGUGGACGACGGCCCCCAUCGAAAGAGGAUAUAGUGGUUUCGGAACAAGCGAACUCGGAUCUAGGUUCGAAGGAAGUAAACGUGGAUCCAGGUUGAAGACAGUCAGUACUGAACGGGUUGAGUCGCACCGGAAGGGGCGUCCUGGAAGAGCGGUUGGAGAGACGGCCCUGGCGGGAAGACCCAGUCAUGUACAAGAAUCCUACUACGCCCCCCAAGACUUACCUGUGGUGGACAUCAUUGGUGGUGAUUUCGUCAUCAAUCAUAUGCAGACCGAAAUCAAUCGCGAGGAAGGCAACAACAUGGACCAGACACGCGCCUCGAUACAUUCAAAGAAGGAGAAGAAGAAGAAGAAUAAAAAGUCAAAGAAUGUAAUCAAAAUUUGCAGCAAGAAACCAUGGAGACUUAAGGCCGUACCGUGUAAAGUUCCAAGCACGAUCACCCCUUCGAUGACUUUCUUCAAGAUUAACACCAUCUUGCAUCGCUUGAUUAAUGGUGAGUGUGACACUGUCCCGGGAAACGUGGUGGGAAGUCUGAGGUCCCCAGCACCAGGGAGCGUCAUUGACUCUAUACCCGUGGCCAGGUGUGAUGACGGCCUGGUGGGCUGCAGCUUUAUGGAACCCUUCCCAAAAGUUUUUAAAUAUGCUUACAAAAAUGCCACAAUACAAAUCUCGAACGAAACUCAUUUUGGCUUUCUUAGUUUUACAUACAAUGACGCUGCAAGAUGCAUGUGCACCAAUGAGAGCUCUCGUAAUAAGCCUUAUCCUGAAGUUUCAAGCAUGUAUUUACACUUUGAAGGGCUGGAGAAGGAAAGAGUGAGCAGCCACUGCUACAGACACUUACUGCUGACGUAAAAGCCUCUCGUGUUUGGUGACAGUUCUCUACAAUUGCUGAGCUAGUACUCUAGUUUCUUGAUUUAUUGAUUAGUUUACCUUCUACCACAGAUGUGAUCAUUCAGUUACAGUCCAAACCAGCAUAUGUACAUUCUUGUGUGUCCUCUAUGGACAGUUAGAACACUGCCACACUAUUUUGUGUAUCCAGUGUGUAUCAUUGCUCUAGGACCAUCCGCCUGACAUGUAAAACUGGCGGGAAAGGCAUUAAGACGGACGCUUUACUUACCUGAUUCUCGUUUUGUGACAUUCACUGGAACGAAUUUCCUCAGGUCGAGCUGGGGAUGAUACAUGUAUGUGUGAUCAAACAACAUCUUGUGAGUGAGUAAAGGUUAUAAUAGAAGUGUAAUGAUACGUUAUGUUCCUGUGUGCUACAAGAAGAUGGCUUUGAUGAUGAUAAGCAGUACGAUAAACUCUGUCUUCAGACAACACACCGACCCUCUGUAUACUGUUUAAGUAAAUAAAAACUAUA
Molecule: messenger RNA, 1726 nt
Organism: Procambarus clarkii (red swamp crayfish)
Lineage: Eukaryota; Metazoa; Arthropoda; Malacostraca; Decapoda; Cambaridae
Source: RefSeq, a predicted model, not a curated record